AUGCUCCGUAGACAACCCACCAAGAUCACUCUGGUCCAAGACGACAUUGCUGCUUAUGAUGCCAAUAAACUUAGGAAGGAUCAGGAAAAGAACCAGCAGCAGCGUGCAGACCUCAAUGCUUUUGGCAACCCGCACUUCGACCCUUCGAAAGGCUCACGAAAGGACACAAGGACCAAGGAACAGAGACUUGUGAUCAUGGCGCGGUUGCGAUUAUUCCCUCUUUUGGCUUGUGUCACUCUCUUGUUGUGUUCGUUCUCUUCGACUUUCGUUCAUGCACAAUCGGCCAAUGAAGCUCCACUUCAUACUGCAAAUCAUGUAAAACGCUAUGGCUCAGGGGCUCCCUACUGGAUGUCCGAAAUCACCAGGCAAGGCAAAGUUGUAUAUGGCACAAACUCUUCAUAUGUCGUCUGGAGAAAUGUCAUGGACUACGGUGCUAAAGGUCGGUUUGAGGAAGUCCAUUGCAACCAACAUCCAUUUAACAGACUACANGGCGAUGGCAUCACUGAUGAUACCGAUGCUAUCAACAACGCUACGUACGAUGGCAACAGAUGUGCCUACCCAUGUGAUUCGCAGACCACCGCUCCAGCCAUUGUGUACUUCCCUCCCGGCACAUAUGCUAUCAGCCGACCACUCGUUAUGCUCUACUACACCCAGUUCAUCGGAGAUGCCAACAAUCUUCCUGUCAUUCUGGGUCUUCCGAACUUCUACGGUAUCGCUUUACUCGAUUCAGAUCCUUAUCUGGCUUUUGGAUUCAGUUGGUGGGCCAACCAGAACAACAUGUGGCGCCAAGUUCGCAAUUUCGUUCUGGAUAUUCGCCAGAUNCCCCCUGGUGUGGCUCAUUGCUUGCAUUGGCAGGUCGCUCAAGGAACAUCGUUGCAGAAUAUUGUUUUUGAGAUGACCGAGGGUGGUGAUGACAAUGAGCAGAUGAAUUGGAACUGGCUGUUUUCCUACAAGGAUGUUGUCAUCAACAACGCUCGAGUUGGUAUCAACAUGACGCAAGGUGGUGAUAUUCCCACUACCGGUUCUAUUACCCUACAGGAUGCGACCAUGAACAACGUCCAGAUUGGCGUUUCCACGACCUUCUCCACCAACUCAACACCCGCAUCCGCCGGCACUUUCGUCUUGGACAAUGUAAACUUUGUCGACACUCCCAUUGCAGUUCAGCACUCUCCUAGCAAUAAUAUCCUCCUCGAAGGAAAUCAGAGAGUUGCUUCGUGGGCUCAAGGCAGAGUCUACACCGCGUAUGAAUCUAGCUACGAAGAGAACAACAUGACUUGUUAUGGGCCCGCAGCCAACUACGCUCGUGUGCAACAGACUGUCGACCCUGCACCCAAGUCUCCAUCUCUCUUAAACGCCGAUGGAUCGUUCUUCACACGUUCGAGACCUCAGUAUGAAGGUGUUCCUGUUGAGGGCUUCAAAUCGAUCAAAUCUUACGGAUGUGCGGGCGAUGGUGUCACUGAUGACACUGCAUGUGUGCAAAGCUUCCUGGAUUCAAUUACGCCCGAUCAAAUCGCCUACAUCGACUACGGCGCCUAUGUCAUUAGAGAUACUAUCAACUUCCCCAUUCCGAUCAGGGUUCAAGGCGAGCUAUGGCCUUACUUCAUGGUGGAUGGCACUGCGCCCAAGUUUAGCGAUAGAAACAACCCCCAAGCAGCAUUCCGUGUCGGUGAGCCGGGUCAAGUUGGUGAUAUUGAACUUGUGGAGAUCAUAUUCCAAACUUUGGGUGCCGCUCCUGGUGCAAUCAUAAUGGAAUGGAACCUCGCACAAUCGUCACAAGGUUCUGCUGGCAUGUGGGAUGUCCAUUGGCGUAUCGGAGGUACUAAUGGUACCGAACUGCAAUCGACCAACUGUGCUAAGACACCCAAUACCCCGAUUACACCCAAUCCUGAAUGUUACGGUGCCUUCUUGCUCCUGCACAUCACAAGGUCGGCAUCUAUAUUUCCAGAUCAUAACCAAAUCAACAUCUACAACGGCCGUGGAGUCUUGGUCGAAAGUCAAGGUCCUGUGUGGAUGUUAGGCACGUCGUUCGAGCAUAGCAUGCUUUACAACUAUCAGAUCUCUGGAGCGAAAGAGAUUUAUAUCAGUGCUCUCCAGACGGAGACUGCCUGGAACGAUCCAACCUUCUCUGACUGCUUCACUUCUAAUUGCCCCAAGACCUGGGGCUGCCGCAUUUUCAACAGCACAUACAUCUUUGUCUAUGGCGCUGGAAUGUACUCCUUCUUCAACAACUACGACUCUGGAUGCUUGGCGACGACCAAUUGUCAGCAGAAGAUGGUGAGCGUCGAGCAGAGCCAAGGCAUCUAUAUGUAUGCGGUCAACACGGUGGGCUCUGCGAACCUGGUAACAGUUGAUGAGGUAGAUCUCGUGCCCGCGAUCGCGAACGGCAAUGGCUUUGCGGACACUGUGGCGAUAUUUGAGUAUCCCUGA
Messenger RNA from Aureobasidium vineae, 2427 nucleotides. Lineage: Eukaryota; Fungi; Ascomycota; Dothideomycetes; Dothideales; Saccotheciaceae. The record is from the annotation of a GenBank genome assembly.